Molecule: messenger RNA, 1318 nt
Organism: Anastrepha ludens (Mexican fruit fly)
Lineage: Eukaryota; Metazoa; Arthropoda; Insecta; Diptera; Tephritidae
Product: putative nuclease HARBI1
Exons: 3
Coding region: 10-1287 (425 amino acids)
Source: RefSeq, a predicted model, not a curated record
GGUAACAAAAUGGAUGAAGAAGACUACGAAAUUUGCGAAUUAUUUCUUAAAUUAUGUGAAAUAUAUACUUUAUAUAAAAAAUACAAGAAAACAAAAAGGUCGAAAAGGCGUAAAGUUCGGCGAUUAAAUAGAAUUCCGGGUACAAGAUGUUAUCAAGUCAGAGAGUUCCGUCCAAUGAAUACAUUGGAGCCUGAUGAAUUGUUUUCAGAGACAAGGAUGUCCCCGCCUGUGUAUGAGCUGCUUUUAAAAUUAGUGGGCAGUUCCUUGUAUAAGCCAAAACAGCGGAUUGGUCCUGAGGAAAGAAUCUCUUUAGUUUUGCUAUAUUUGUCACAAGGUGUAUCCGUGAAGAGCGUUGCUCGGAUUUAUAAGUUGGCUGAAGUGACUGUGCGCAAAAUAAUACAGGAAACUUGUGAAGUUAUCUGGCGGCUACUUUCCCCAGAUUACGUUGCCGAACCUACAGAAUCCCAAUACAAGGAUAUUGCUAAGGAUUUUCUGGAGAUGUGGGACAUUCCAAAUUGUGUUGGUGCAAUCGAAGGCAAACAUAUUGCAAUCAAGUGUCCAGCCGAAUCAAGUUCAUUCUACUACAACUACAAAAAAUUCUAUAGCAUCGUUCUGAUGGCCGUAUGUGAUGCCAAGUAUACAUUCACUGCAGUAAGCAUCGGAAGUUGUGGUUGUCAGAGUGACGGAGGUAUUUUCCAUCGUACACCAUUUGGACAGAGCUUGAUAAAAAAUACUUUGCCAUUACCGCCCGCCGCGCCAUUAUCUGCGGAAUCACCCCAUACAUUACCACAUUAUUUCGUUGGCGAUGACGCCUUCCCAUUGAAACUCAACAUAAUGCGUCCAUAUUCCGGUUCUAAAUUACCAAGAGUCCACCAGAUUUUUAAUUAUCGCCUUUCACGAGCACAUAGUGUAAUAGAGAACAGCUUUGGAAUACUAACGGCGCGAUGGAGAGUUCUUCGCACGACGAUUGAAUUCGACCCUACAAAUUGCGAAAAAAUAGUGCUAGCCUGCAUUGCAUUACACAAUUUUAUAAUUUUAAACGAUCCCAAUCGUUGGUAUUGCCCUGAAAAUUAUGUUGAUCGACAAGAAGCUGGUAACAUCGUUCAUAGUGGGGAUUGGCGACGUGAAAUAAAUAAUAAUACUUGUUUACCACGUAUGUGGUCUACAAUUCGAAGAUACUCUGAAAUGUCAUAUCAUUUCCGAAAUAGGCUUGCUGAUUAUUUCGUAAAUGAAGGAGCUUUACCAUACCAAGAUGACAUUGACCUUUCCACUGUAGGGUCCAUAUGAAAUUCAAACACAUGUGAAGUGAAACAAAUAU